AUGGAUAAAUUUGAUGGUUUAUCUGCUUUAAACUCGCUUUCAUCGGAAGAGAUUCCAGAUAGAGAUACUCAUUUCAAGUGUGCUCCACCUAUCUGUGAUGCAGCCAAUAAAGAAAAAUUAUGGAAUGCUUUAAUGGAAGGACAUAUUGAUAUGCUAAGCUCUGAUCAUUCACUAACAGUCCCAGAACUUAAACUCCUGAAUAAUGGUAACUUUUUGAGGGCUUGGGGUGGCAUAUCAUCUGUACAGGUUGGUGAUUUUCCAUUUUCAGAAAAAUUAUCUGAAGUAACUGUUUACUUUCUUCUGUUGAAAUUUGGUGAAACCACUUUGAUCUGCUACAUGUUGUUAUGCAGUUUCACUUUUCGGAAAAGAUAUUUAGAAGAAUGUGGAGAUCGUGCGGACAUUGUCAUCUGGGAACCUGAAGUGGAAUUUGACCUCAAUGCUGAUCAUCCUAUGUAUGUGAAAAAUCCAGCAUGUAUCUGGAUGCCCUAUAUAUCUGGAAAAGUGUUGGCGACUGUUGUAAGAGGGAACCUCGUGUACAAGGAAGGGAAUCAUGCUUCUGCUGACACUGGUGCUCUAAUCCUCGCAGCAUAG
This is a messenger RNA of Durio zibethinus, 591 nucleotides long. The record is from RefSeq and is a predicted model, not a curated record. Lineage: Eukaryota; Viridiplantae; Streptophyta; Magnoliopsida; Malvales; Malvaceae.